GCCAUCCAGAAACAAACCAGUUCGAUGACUACUAAUAGUUAUAGCCAGAUGUACUAAUACACAACAAAUCACAGUCCUGCAGAGGGGCGCGCAAAUGAGUUCCUAUUUCGUGAAUCCCACUUUCCCCGGGAGCCUGCCCAGCGGCCAGGACUCCUUCUUGGGCCAGCUGCCCCUCUACCCGGCCGGCUACGACGCGCUGAGGCCCUUCCCGGCCUCGUACGGCGCGUCGAGCCUCCCGGACAAGACGUACCCCUCACCUUGUUUCUACCAACAGUCCAACUCGGUCCUGGCCUGCAACCGGGCCUCCUACGAGUACGGGGCCUCGUGUUUCUAUUCUGAUAAGGACCUCAGUGGCGCCUCGCCCUCGGGCAGUGGCAAGCAGAGGGGCCCCGGGGACUACCUGCACUUUUCUCCCGAGCAGCAGUACAAACCCGACAGCAGCAGCGUGCCGGGCAAAGCCCUCCAUGACGAAGGCACCGACCGGAAGUACACGAGCCCUGUUUACCCCUGGAUGCAGCGGAUGAACUCCUGCGCGGGUGCUGUGUAUGGGAGUCACGGGCGCCGAGGCCGCCAGACCUACACGCGCUACCAGACGCUGGAGCUGGAGAAGGAGUUCCACUUCAACCGCUACCUGACGCGGCGCCGCCGCAUCGAAAUAGCCAACGCGCUCUGCCUCACCGAGCGCCAGAUCAAGAUCUGGUUCCAGAACCGCCGCAUGAAGUGGAAAAAGGAAAAUAAACUCAUCAAUUCCACACAACCCAGCGGGGAGGACGCUGAGGCAAAGGCGGGCGAAUAGACGCCUGGGCAGGGACCAGGCCCGCGCCGCAACCUCCCUUGGCUUUGCCCCCUUGCCUUCGCCUGCUCCCCAACUUUUCUUCCCGCCUGCUCUCAUACGGGGGGCUUUCGAAGCUUCAGGGGAGCCCGGCGCUUUGCAAACGCCUGAGCAUUUAUUUCUUACAAGGAAAAAAAAAAAAAA
Odocoileus virginianus texanus is the source of this 976-nucleotide messenger RNA. It is a transcript of the gene HOXA6, whose product is annotated as homeobox A6. Gene Ontology annotation, biological process: regulation of transcription by RNA polymerase II; anterior/posterior pattern specification. Gene Ontology annotation, cellular component: nucleus. NCBI's taxonomy places the organism in Eukaryota, Metazoa, Chordata, Mammalia, Artiodactyla, Cervidae. The record is from RefSeq and is a predicted model, not a curated record. Gene Ontology annotation, molecular function: RNA polymerase II cis-regulatory region sequence-specific DNA binding; DNA-binding transcription factor activity, RNA polymerase II-specific.